Messenger RNA from Sceloporus undulatus (fence lizard), 7732 nucleotides. RefSeq names its product AT-hook DNA binding motif containing 1 (gene AHDC1). The transcript has 6 exons. Lineage: Eukaryota; Metazoa; Chordata; Lepidosauria; Squamata; Phrynosomatidae. The coding region runs from base 492 to 5903 and encodes 1803 amino acids. The record is from RefSeq and is a predicted model, not a curated record.
GAGAAGGUAAGCAGCAGAGAGAGAGAGCGCUUCGGAGAAGGAGGCAGCGGUAGCAGCUCCGGAGCCUUGUCCUCUCCCUUUUCCCCUUCUCUGCCAGCGAAGCGAGAGAGAAGGCGGCGGCUGGGAAGAGAAGGAGGAGGAGGCUAAAACAACCCAAGGGUUUGCCUUCUUUUCCUUUCCUUCUCUUCCUUUCUUUUCCCACCCAGCAGAAGAGAAAGACUGAGAGAAAGAGAGGGGCGGAGGAAGGAGGAGAAGAAGGAGAAGAAGGGAGUGGGAGCGAAUUGGAGCUCAGCUUCUCCCCGGUUUGCUUUUAUUUUCCCCCUUUACCAACACCAGUACCACCCCUCUUCCUUUUGUGUUUGAGGAAGGAAGGAAGGAAGGAAGAAAGGGUGAAGGGAGGAGGAGAAAGACGAGAACAAGCAGGAGUCAUGUCCAGGGGAGCUGCGCGGGGAUAAUGUGAUCGGCCCGAAGAAGGCGAGGCGACGAGGAAGAUGCUGUCGCUGAAGGUUGGCAGUGGCGCCGAAGGGCCCCCGGAGGCAGCCUCGCUUCUGGACGAGAAAAGUCUCCCCCGAAAGGCAGCUGCUGCCUCCUCCUCCGCCUCCUCCCUUUCCUCCGCCGCCGAAGGGACCGGGGCUCCGCACCACAAGCAGCCGCCGCCGCCGGCGGAUGGGAGCUCCAUUGCCUGCCAGCCUGUUGGAUUGGAAAACGGGGCCAACCUGACAGCUGAAUGGUUUCCGCGCAGCCAAGGUCCGGGGCUACGGCAGCCCAACAGUGAGGUGGAUGGCAGUGAGAGGAACUUCAGGGUGAACCUUCAUUGCAAACACGGGCGGCCCAGAGAACUCAAGUGUAACAGCAGGAGCAGCAAAGCAGAAGAUCCAGCUUCGGCAUUUGCAGACAUCCGUCCCAGCAAUUGUUCUUCCAAGAGGCAUACCAGUGAAGAUGAACUGCGGAAGCGGCUGAAAUCCCAGGGCCCACUUGUACCACCAACAGGAGGUACCAUCCACAGCUCUUCUGAUUACUCACAAGAGUCCACGUUCUACCAGGCAGAGCAUCCUGGUCAAAAGGUGUCGGCGUGUCUGGCAGAGAAAGCUUUGUCAUUCAGCAUGCUUAGUUUUCCAGAAGGCUCUUGUUCAGUAUUAGGUCGGGAGCACAAAUCUGGCUUACUUCGUCACUCUGAGACAGCUGAACGGUAUAAGAGUCUUCACACCCAGAGCAGCACCAAGACAGAGGACUUACUGCCAGCCAGCAUUCUGGGCUGCCCUGAUGAGGCCCAGGGACCGGAUGAGACAGCUACACAUGAUAGAGCUGCCAAGACCUUUUCCAAUGCCACUCUGGCUUCUGGGAGGUGUAACAUCGAUAACAUCAUUUCUCUGCUAAAGAGCAAGUGUGGCAAUGGACGUAUCAACCUGUACCCUGUGGUGCAGCUCAUUGACAUCAUGAAGGACAUCAACCGCCUCUCCCAGGACUUGAAGAGCUGUGGUGUUCACUUGGAUUGUAGCAGCCUACAGAUCAAAAGCCAUCCACCUCUCAGUGAGGAAGGGCGGGAUCAGGGGCUGCAGUACAGCUUCUACUCCUCACCCAUGCUGGCCAACAGCAUCCGUACCCCUGAGGAAGUAGCACCGCAGGGCAGUGACAAAGCUGAGCUGUCUAAACAGACCCAACCCAGCCUCUAUAUGGGAGAGUCAGAUGAGGGCACUGCAGGUGCCCAGUUUCAAGUCUGCCAGAAUAGUCCUGCUUUGAAGGCUCCUAGCAGCCUAGAUGAAGCUAGCAGCUCAGAAUCUGAUACCACUGAUUAUACUGAGCUGGCCAAUACAGAUAUCCUGAGUGAACUGGCUUCUUUGGCCCAGGUCCCAGGUCCCCAGUUGCUAGAUCAUCGGCACCCAGAGUCCCACUCCCAGUUGCUACAAAGCCAGGACCUAGAGUCAAGGUCCCAGUUAAUUGGCUCACAGACUCUGGAGCACCAGCCUCAGCUAGUAGACUCUAAGUCUCUAGAGCCUCCUCCAGAACCGCUGGCCCUACAGACUGUGGAGCCCCUGCCUGAACCUCUGGGGCUGCAGACACUAGAGCCUCUAGAGCUGCAGACGCUAGAGCCCUUGUCUGAAUCAUUGUCACUGCAGUCCCUAGAACCCCUCUCUGAGCCUCUGGGGCUCCAGGCUUUAGGCGCCCUGGACCAGCAGUUACUGGACUCCCAAGCCCAGCUUUUGGAUCCAGAGGCCCAGCUGCUAGGCACCCUGCCCAAGUUGUUAGACUCCCAGACCCAACUGGAGGCAGAGGAAUCCCUCAGAGCACACUCACUACAGCCUGGAUCACGCCUUGGAGGCUGCUCCCUUAGAGGAGCGGUGAGGCGUGGGGCUGGGCGAGGAAGGGAUGAUCACAGGAAAUACGCUCUGCGGAGAACAGAUAAACCAAAGAUACUCUGCCGCCGGAGGAGGGGAGGCCGGGGACGGCGAGCAGAGAUAGCAACUGAGACUCGAGUCCUCCCCAUGUCCCUACCAGUUGAGGUGGUGAUGGCACAACCUGAAGAAGCCAAGAUGCCCGUAGCAGCUGUACCAGCAGAUGAAGUGGUGGAACCCAUCAUUUCUUCUCUGGAAUCUGAAGAUGUCCAGAAGGCUGCUCCCACAAAUCUGCAGGCCCCAAAGCCCAAGUGCCGUGGAAUACGGAGGAUGGUGGUGAAGAUGGCCAAGAUUCCCGUCUCCCUUGGGAGGAGAAAUAAGACGACAUAUAAAGUAUCCUCCCUCAACAGCAACUUGAACCUAGAAGGCAAAGAAUUAGCAACUUGUACCUCAAUGGAGCCAACUCCGCUGCUGAAGAUGAAAAACAAUGGCCGUAAUGUGGUAGUGGUCUUUCCUCCAGGGGAAAUGCCCAUUAUCUUGAAGCGCAAGCGGGGGAGACCUCCAAAAAACCUGAUAUUGGGACCAUGCAAGCCCAAGGAGCCUACCCCAGAAGUGAAGAAACGGAGGAGAAGGAAACAGAAGCUGGCGUCACCACAACCCUCUUAUGUUGCUGACACUAAUGACAGUAAAGCUGACUAUUCAGAUGUUCUGGCAAAGCUUGCCUUUCUAAACCGCCAGAGCCAAUGCUCAGCUCGUUGCUCCCCACCCCGCUGCUGGACCCCAAGUGAGCCAGACUCCAUUCACCAGGCCCCUGACACUCAAAGCAUCUCCCACUUUUUGCACCGGGUCCAAGGCUUCCGCCGGCGUGGUGGAAAAGGAGGUGGCUUUGGGCGUGGAGGGGGGCACUCUGCUCAUUCAUCUCGCUGUUCCUUUAGUGAUUUCUUUGAAGGAAUUGGCAAGAAGAAGAAGGUGACCCCAGGAUCAGCCAUGCACGCUGACCCCAUUCACCCACGGAAGAGAGGUCGACAAGAACCAGACUCUAUGGAAAAGCCCAAGAGAAAGAGGCGAUCCCGCAAAAAUGGGGUAUUGUUUCCAGAACAGAACCCUAGCCAGAACUUCGGCGAUGGAGCUUCUGACUGGUGUGGAGACAAGGAGAGUCCUUGGAUAUCCCACCAUGGACACCUCUCCAGCCAAGCUAACAGGAAUUGCAGUUACCAAGGCACUGACUCACGGACCUUUCACUCUUCAGCACUGGAGGCAAAUUCUUCCAGCAGGACUGGUUUUUACAGUGGGAGCAAUCCAUCCUCACAAUCAGAACUAAGCCAGGAAAGACAGAAUCUUUUCACAGGCUACUUCCGCUCCCUACUGGAUUCAGAUGACUCCUCUGAUCUGCUGGACUUUGCCCUCUCAAAUACACGCUCUGAGUCACGCAAAUCCACUACCACAUACACUGCCCCUCCCAAUGCCAUUGCAACCCAGAGAGGCAUGACAUCUUACCCAGGCCGAGGAGGUAAAUCAACACCCUCCACCACCGCUACUGUCACUAUUGAAACACCCUUCCAUACGGUCAUGACAAACCGGCAGUCGUUCCCUCCCAGUAGAGCAUCUGGAUACAGCCUUUCUCAGACUGCUUCUGAAUGUCGUGGUACAGACACCUACCAGAAGCUUGUUCCUCUCUCAGCUGUGUCCAGAUCACCCACUGCUCAUUCCACAGCAGCCUCUAGCUAUGCACAGUAUGGCAACUACAGCACUGGUGGAGGGCAGAGCGUCACACCCUCUAGCUUGUUCCAGCAAGGCAAGCCAUACCAUACCACACAGGAAUGCCCCAACAACAAAGACUGCAGCUUCACCUAUGGUAGUGGCAACAGCCUGCCAUCAUCACCAAGCAGUGCCCACAGUGCCAGCUAUGCUCAACAGGCUUCCGGACCCAGCUUGCCAUUGAAUAAGGCCUCCUUCUUCAACAGCUCUGAUCCCAGCCAAUUCUCCAGCUCCUCCCACACCCCCAUGAGGUGUGAUAGUCGGGCAAGCACUGUGUCCCCAGGUGGCUACAUGGUCCCCAAAGGUUCAGUUUCUUUUCAGCCCUCCCCUGAAAACUGUCGGCAGUUUCCCAGUGCCUCCCAGUGGGCUUUCCGGCAAGGCUAUGGCAACCUAGACUGGAACUCUGAGACAUUCAGCCAGCUCUACAAUCCAGGCUUUGAUUGCCACAUCAAUGAACCCAAUGUCAUCCUGGACAUCUCCAACUACACGCCCCAGAAGGCCAAGCAGCAGACAGUCUCUGAGACCUUCUCAGAAUCUUCCUCCGACAGUACUCAGUUCAACCAACCAGCUGGCUACAGAAGGGCCAACAGCGAGGCCUCAUCUAGUGAAGGCCAAUCUAGCCUCUCUAGCCUAGAGAAGCUGAUGAUGGACUGGAAUGAUUCUUCUUCAGCCCCAGGUUACAACUGGAACCAGAGUGUCUUAUUCCAAAGCAGCUCCAAGCCAGGUCGUGGCAGGCGGAAGAAAGUGGAUAUCUUUGAUGCUCCCCAUCUGAAUUUCUCAACAGGUGCAUAUCCUUCCAAGAGAGGCACGGGAGCCAGGCAGCCACGGGGCUCUCGUGGUGCUUGUGCCUCCAGAAAAGAGAGAGGCACUGGCAAAGCGAAGUUCCCUACCAAAUCCCAGUCAGUGAACCCACCUUUUCAAGACAGUACAGAUUUAGGACUGGACUACUAUAGUGGUGACAGUAGCAUGUCCCCCUUGCCCUCCCAGUCACGGGGCUUUGGGCUCAGUGAAAGAGACCCCUGUGACUACACUGGGCCCUAUUCCAUGAACCCCUCCACGCCUUCUGAUGGCACCUUUGGGCAAGGGUUCCAGAGUGACUCCCCCGGCCUAGGGCAGGCAGACCUGGAAAGCAAGCAUUUCCCUGCUUUGCCCCACCAGCUUGCAGCCCCACCCACUCCCCAGACUGUGUUUGAAGCAAGCUUGCAGAAAGCUUUCUCACCCAACUGCUCCCCAACCCUGGCCUUCAAGGAGGACUUACGGCCCAGUGACAUCCGCAAGCUUCCAGCCUGCGACUCCCUCAAACACAGCAUGCAAGGAACUGGGGGCAUGUCCCACUCAGGGGGUGUGCAUAUGACCUGUCGGGACCUGCCUAUGUCUCAGCCACACUACGACUCGCCCAGCUGCAAAAAUCCCAGUUAUUGGUACUCUCCCACCUCGAGCACCCGCAGCCCUCCCUAUGACAACAAAGCUGGGGUUGGGAUGUUAGUGGACUUUAUGGGAAGAAGCCCAGAUGCCUCCUGCCUCAACCCCCAUCUGACCAGCCCCUCCAGCACCAACCCUUCCAAGACUGAGAAAGAGCCCAUGGACAUGGCAAGGGCUCACCACCGUGGGGCUUAUAUUUGCCCCUUGAUGAAUGACUUGAAUAUCUCCCCGGUCCCAAGAGACUCCAUGCUGCCACUCCAGGACAACUAUAGGUACCCCAGCUUUGCACCCCAAGGGCACCCCAUCAUGACUGCAGCCCAAAAGAGUGGGUUUUUGGGUCCAAUGUUAGAGCAACAUCCGGAGGACACUUUCACAGUCACCUCAUUGUAGUGUCAUCUGAAGUGCCAACUAGACAACGAGGUUUUGUUUCAGGGUAGGUACCUGGGGAAAAGGCCAGAGGGAAAUUAAAAUACUUGGGAGGAUAUCCUGGGCAUGCAAUGUAACUCACCAUCAUUCCAGUUACAGAAAGGCCCAAAGUGAAGGCUAUCUAACCUUCUUAGCAUAGAGGAGGUAAUGACAGACUGGAACAAUCCUUCUUCAAUCCCAGGUUACAUCUAUAGUCAAAGUGUCUUAUUCGACAGCAGUGACCUUAAUGAGACUUUUUUAAAUGAAAAAAAUGAAAGUCAGAAUGAUUAAAGGAAGAGAAAAUCAGGACAUAUGAAGGGAACAAGAUAGCUCUGGGGUCCUUCUUACCCCAGAUAGCCCUUGAAAGGUACCAAGAGUACUUUAGCCAGCACUUUUUCUGGAACACUUUUCAAGUUCUGUAUUUAAUGGAAGUCAAAAAACUGAUAUUUUGUUCAUUUGUUGUUUCUUUUGUUUUUCUUUUUUCUAAAAUAAAUUACAAUGGAAAAAAGGGGGGAAGGAAAAGAGGGGAAAGGAAGAAAGGAUGAAAAAGAAAAGAAGAAAGGAAGAAAAAAUAUAUUUAAAAAAAUAAAGAAAAAAACUUGCUUUAUUUGAGAACAGCAUGGAGGUGAUUUUUUAACCAGACUGUGUCGUCAGCCCUUCUACCCACCCUUCCCACCCCAUCCAGCAAAAAGACAAUCGAAUGGUUACAGCCACCACCCAGGCAGAGUGUGAGAGCAUGAGGUUCCCAUGUUCCUUCUCACCAGUCAGCCACCACGUAUGGCAUGCGUAUCGCGAAACACUGGAAGGCAACAGACAACAACCAAGUAUGGCCAUGGGAAAGCAGACAUUUAUUUUUCCUUCUUUUGGCAAGGGAGAGGGAAUGGUGGAAGAUAAUGGUUUAAUCUGUAAACUCAAAUGAAAACUCAGUAAUGAAGACUAAAGACUUGGCAUUUUUCCACCUCCUCAUCUCCCCACCUGCUUCUCUUGUGCAGGUUUCUUUUUUUUCCCCCCCCCCCCCUCCAGUUUGUUUGUUUGCAUUUUUUAAAAAAUAUUUUUGUUGCUUAAUUUUCUUGGAGAGCCCUUUUGCAAAUCUGUGAAUGGAUCUUGGAAACACCAUCAUCUCCCAUUUCCAUGAUCAAGAGGAAGAAGACCCUCCCCACCAACCACCACUGGCUAUGCUUUUGGCACAAACUGGAGCUGCUCUUGACAUUGCUUCUUAGCAGGGGCAGGAUAGGAAAAAGUGGGCGUUCCAUCAGAAAAUUCCUCAUCCACUUAGAAAGCCCAUCAAGAAGACAGACGUGUUGCCUUUCCUACCCUGUCUCCUUCCUCUCUGUAUUACUGAGCCCCUCUGUGUUAUUGCCUGUCCUACCCUUCCUUGCCCUCUCCCCCCAUAUCUGUCACUGAAAUGCUUUUGUCUCCUCUAUUGAAAAGCAAGUUGUGGGUGGGAAGAGCGGUCAUAGGGGCUUUUCUUUCUGCACAAAACCAGCAAUUGUAAAUACUUUUCAAAAAAAAAAUUUAAAAAUGAAAAAAAACAAUACAAAAGAACAAUUGCAAUGAAAACACACACACACACACACACACACACACUGUUUCCUCCCCAAAAAAUCAGAAAUAAAUGUUUUUUAAGACAAAAAAGGGACAAAAAAAUACAAAAAAAAAAAAAAAAGAAUCCAGACAAAGUCAAGGCAGGAGAGAAGCUAAUUGUGUCAGGUAUGCACUGAGAAAUCUAUUUGCAGAUUGACAAAAAGUAACAAGAACCUAUUUAUUGUAGAUAAUGUUUUAUUAUAAAUCGUGUAUUGUAUAUUGCAUCUGUA